Molecule: messenger RNA, 1281 nt
Organism: Lepidothrix coronata (blue-crowned manakin)
Lineage: Eukaryota; Metazoa; Chordata; Aves; Passeriformes; Pipridae
Gene: AAGAB
Product: alpha- and gamma-adaptin binding protein
Exons: 10
Coding region: 13-966 (317 amino acids)
Source: RefSeq, a predicted model, not a curated record
GGCGCGGGCGCCAUGGCGGCGGAGGCGGCGGCGGGGCCGCUGGCGCUGGUGACCAGCUGUGCCGCGGGCUUCGCGCCCGAGGAGCUCGUCAAACGUAUCACAGGGAAAGAUGACCUGACUGUGGGUGCAAUUACAAGUGGAAGAGUGAAUUUUUACCCCUGGACAAUCGAUAACAAGUAUUAUUCUGCAGAUAUUCAUCUCUGUGUGGUCCCAAACACGUUCCACGUCACUGGAGAAAUCGCCGAGUCCGUGCAGGCGUUCGUGGUGUACUUUGACAGCACAACAAAAACUGGGCUGGAAGGUGUCUCUGAGUGGCUGCCCCUGACAGAAGAGUGGCUGCCAGAGGUGCUGAUCCUGGUGUGCGACAGAGUGUCUGAGAAUGGUGUAAACAGACAGAAAGCUCAAGAAUGGUGCAUCAAACAUGGCUUUGAGCUGGUAGAACUUAACCCUGAGGAGCUGCCUGACGAAGAUGAUGAUUUCCCCGAGUCCACCGGGGUGAAGCGGAUCGUGCAAGCCCUGAAUGCCAACGUGUGGUCCAACGUGGUCAUGAAGAGCGACAGGACCCAGGGCUUUGGGCUCCUCAGCACGUUGGCGGGUGCAAAUCGAAGUGUUGGCCCUGAAGAGACCCAAGAGACAGAAUCCAACCCUUCCCCAGCAGACAGAGAAGAUUCCCAGGCUGACAGCAGGGAAGAUGGAGCUGGAACAAACAACCUGCAGCUGGACAACGCUGCAGAUCCCAUGUUGGACAUGGACAUCCAGGAGUUGGCCAAUCUGACCACGAGAGAUGGGGACCUGGAGAACUUCGAAAGGCUGCUCUCAAAGCUGAAAGAAAUGAAAGAUAAAGCUGCCACGUUGCCUCAUGAGCAAAGGAAGCUCCACGCAGAAAAGGUGGCCAAAGCCUUCUGGAUGGCAAUUGGAGGAGACAGAGAUGAGAUUGAAGGUCUCUCCUCAGAUGAAGAAAACUGAGUUCUUCUGUAGCUGGAAUUGCAGAGCAAUCCUGCAGGAAUGAUCUUUCCCUGUAAUUAAGUGUUUAUUGCCAAAAACCCCAUUUAGCUUUAGCCCCUCUCACUGGGGAAAGGAUUCCCCGUGUCACUGUAGUGAGUUGAACAUUCCAGACCAAUUCCUGGCUCCAGUGGGUUUGUCUGACUGGCCUUUGUCCUCUCCCAGAGGACUUUGGAAGGUGCCACGUGCGGUUCAAGGAAACAGGAAUGAGUUUACAUUUCUCAAAUGAACAUUUUUAUUGUUUCCUCCUCGGAGUUUAAAUAAACAAAUGUGCUCCCA